Messenger RNA from Ruditapes philippinarum (Manila clam), 1291 nucleotides. RefSeq names its product secreted protein C-like. The transcript has 6 exons. The record is from RefSeq and is a predicted model, not a curated record. NCBI's taxonomy places the organism in Eukaryota, Metazoa, Mollusca, Bivalvia, Venerida, Veneridae. The coding region runs from base 435 to 1238 and encodes 267 amino acids.
ACAGUCGGGUUUUCUGGAAUUAGUCAAUUUAACCCAAAAUAUAUUCGGGACAAACGGAGGCCAGCAACCAGCAGGGUCAUUUAAUCCCAAUCAGAUGUUGGGUAGAAAGCGACGUCAGACUCAAACCGGGGUAUCAGGUUCAGCUGUUCCACCACCUAGUGUAUCAUCAGGCAGUGGCACGGCUUCCAGUGGUUCAUCAGCAAGCGGGACUAGUUCUGGCAGUUCGUCUGUAGGAUCUGCCAGUGGAACAAGCUCGGGCAGUUCUUCCAGUGUAACAAGUUCGGGCAGUACUUCCAGUGGAACAAGUUCGGGCGGCAGUAGUUCCAUUGGAUCAAGUUCCGGCAGUUCUCAGACUGGAUCGGGGUCUAGCUCAGGCGCAUUGCAACAGAACAUGCAGCCGCCGUCAUUUCUGUUAAAUCCGUCUCAAUUUUUAAAUGGUGGCAGUGCUGGGGGCAGUGGUGCAAGCAGUAGUGGUGCAAGCAGUGGUGGAAGUACCGGAAGCGGAAACUUCAUCUGGUGGUAGUGGUUCAUCAAGUGGAAGUACUUCCGGCGGAAGUAGUUCAGGUGGUAACUCUUCAAGUGGAAGUAGUUCCGGAGGAGGACAGAUGCCAAAGUUUGAUCCCAACAAAGUAAAUAUGAUAAAUACAAAUUUCAUGGAUCCGUCCUCGUCCAAGCUUGGUCAGGGUGGCGGUGCAGCUGGUGGGUUUGAUCCCGAUGCCUUCAACUCCCAGACAUUUAGUUUCUUCAAUCCUUCAGCGUUCACAGGAAAACGACGUCGUAGAACAGUGCACAAGAUCAAACGCCAGUCCCAAACUGGGGGUAGUGGAGGGCAAGCUCCAAGCUUUGAUCCAAACAGCGUUAAUCAAUUAACAGCCAAUAUGUUAGACCCUAGCAAGCAACAACUCGGUGCUAGUAAUGGUGCUGGCUCGGUUAAUGGUGCAUCAUUUGACCCUGAUCAGUUCAACACAAUGAAGUUUAACUUCUUUAACCCUCAAGCUCAGUCAGGCGGUGGCGGGGGCAGUAGUAGUGGUGGCAGCAGCAGUGGGGGCGGAUCUGCGCCGACUUUUGACGCAAACAAAGUCAAUCAAGUGCAGACAAAUUUUCUAGACCCUUCCCAGUCCAAACUAGGUCAAAGUGGGGGCGGAGGGGGCAGCGUAUCUACUGGAAAUUUUGACCCAGAUAAAUACAACUCGAUGUCUUUUAACUUUUUCAACCCACAAGCUCAAGUUGGGAAAUAAAUUUGAAAAUGCAAGUGUGUAAUAAAGUGCUAAUAAAGUCAGCUAAAAUUUUG